AUGGCGGGAGAAACAACACAGAUGCAAGAGGUAGGCGCCUCGGUGCGUCAGACCGAGAUCCAGUCUGCGGCGUUCGAAGCAAAUCAAAUCGGCGGUCUUGACUCCGCCGCUGGCGCGACUGAGCACGACGUCCAGCAUGCUGCCUUUGCAACUCGCACCCACACAUCAGACGGAAGCGACGCGACAUCAGAACUGCACGACAAGCACGUCCUGGGCUCCGCCACGCCCGCAUCAGCAACCAAGGACGGAGCUGCAACCCCAAAAAAGCGUUCCGGUCACUGGCUUCAACACGACACACAUGUCCUUCCUCGAAAUAACAUGAACAUCGUCAUGCCCGGUCUCUGCCUCGCUGUUUUCCUCAGUGCCCUUGACCAAACUAUCGUGUCGACAGCCCUCCCGAUCAUCUCACAGCGUCUGGAUGGAGAUGCGGGGCAGUAUUCUUGGGUUGGGUCGGCCUAUUUGCUUGCUUCCACGAGUUUGAUCCCGCUCUAUGGUCGUCUUUCAGAUCUGACGGGUCGCAAGCCUCUUCUGUUUGCAGCCAUGGUCAUCUUCCUCUUCGGUUCCGCACUCUGUGGCGCUGCGCAGAACAUGGCUUGGUUGGAUGCAGCUCGCGGUGUCCAAGGUAUUGGAGGAGGCGGAAUCAUUGCCCUGAUCAACAUCAUCAUUGGCGAUAUCGCCUCUCUGGAAAACCGAGGCAAGUUUUCUGGCGCGGUUGGAGCCGUGUGGGGCAUUGCAUCGGUCAUCGGUCCCUUGAUUGGAGGAGCGCUUACAGAUGCAGGUCACUCGGGCUGGCGAUGGUGCUUCUUCAUCAACCUGCCACUCGGCGCCAUGGCCUUUGCCAUCAUCUUUUUCUCGCUCAACCUCAACCCUCGACCCAAACUCACCUUCCGCGAGGCGUGCGGCGAGUUCGACUUUAUCGGCCUCAUCAUGAUCGUCGCCUCCGUCAUCCUUAUCCUGCUCGGCUUCAACUACGCCGAGACCAAGGGGUGGAACGUGCCCGAGACGAUCGCGCUGCUCGUGGUCGGUGGAUGCUUGUUGAUCGCCUUCAUGGCGUGGGAGUUCCAGACCAAGAAGAAGCCCAUUGUGCCACCACGCUUGGUCACGACUCGAACCACAUCGUUGCUGCUGCUGUCGGUGCUGCUGCACGGUUUCGUCUUUUUCGCCGCCACCUACUACCUGCCCGUGUACUUCCAGGCCAUCUUUGGCGCAUCUGCACUCAUGAGCGGUGUCUACAUGCUGCCGUACGCCCUGAUCGCAUCGAUCCUGUCGAGCGUGGUGGGUCUUGGCAUCACCAAAUUCCGUGCCUACCGUCCAUUCCUAUGGGCUGGGUGGGCGAUCAUGGUGCUUGGAUACGGCCUCAUGGCUACGCUGAAUGCCAGCUCGAGUCGCGCCAGGCAAGAGGCGUUCAUUGGCGUGGCAGGAUUGGGAACCGGCUUCCUGUUCCAGACGCCGCUGGUGGGAUUGAUGGCGGCCAUGCCGCACGGCGAUCUGUCAACGACGGUGGCAGCCAUGUCGCUGAUCCGAUCGCUUGGAGGUACCAUGGGCAUUGCUGUGGCAGGCGCCGUGUUCAACACGCAGAGCCGAUCGAGACUGCAGGUGAUUCCCGGAUUUAACCCUUCGAUGGUGUCGACAGGAUCCGGAGGGCAGGACCUCACGGGGCUGCGACAUAUCCAACCUCCCGAGCUUAGCCGUGAAAUUAUCACGGCGUACGCAAACGGCCUGCAGGUGGUGUGGAUCGUGCUGGCGCCCAUGGCGGGUGCCGGCUUCCUCGCUGUUCUGGGCGUCAAGGGCUAUUCACUCCGCAGGGACGUCAAGAACGCGCCUCAGGUUGAGACGAAGGAGAAGGUGCCAGAUCCCGAGAACCCGCUAGCUGAGGAGACUGAUGCUUGA
This is a messenger RNA of Sporisorium graminicola, 1890 nucleotides long. RefSeq lists its product as uncharacterized. The record is from RefSeq and is a predicted model, not a curated record. Gene Ontology annotation, biological process: transmembrane transport. The coding region runs from base 1 to 1890 and encodes 629 amino acids. Gene Ontology annotation, molecular function: transmembrane transporter activity. Lineage: Eukaryota; Fungi; Basidiomycota; Ustilaginomycetes; Ustilaginales; Ustilaginaceae. The transcript has a single exon.